AUGGUCUCCAUUAUAUGGGCGGAUUUGGUGCUACUUAUAUAUGGUACCGCCAUAAUUAAUGUAGUUGGGGACGCUGUGAAAAGUACACGCCAGCCGUCCACUGCGUAUCACAUUUUCGCAGCGGAGCCGGGGAUUUGCAGCCCCGAUUUGCUCAAAAUAACGGACUGUUCGGAGAAUCUCUAUGAGCCCAUCGACUGGUUGAUCCAGGUUAGGUAUGGGAAUGGUGACAGUGAUGGUCUUGAUGAGUUGGCAAAAGCUUUGAAAAAGUUGAUUGAGGAGGCUAUUGAGAAGGCUACUAAGUCCCUCCAAGCCGAAAAAGAUAAACUUGAAUGCCCUGUUAAGUAUACUGGACAUCCCUCUAACUGUGCCUAUAUUGAUACGCUGAUUGAGAAGGCUGGAAAAUCUAAAAAUCCAAAUGGUCUUAAUAAAGAACAACUUGUAAAAAACAAACAACACUGCCAGAAUAACCAUGAAUACUAUCGUUCCGAUGCCCAGAAAAAAGCCUUGCAGGACAUUAAAGAGCGUGAGACUCAACUCAAAGAUCUUACUAAUAAGCUUAGCAUAUUUACUGAAAAUGGUCAUCAAAAAUGCACUGAGUUACUUAAUAACCUCUGCUCUGGCCUCGAAACCUUCCUCGGCUUUAACCCUGAGACAAAAGGCUACGACGGCAGUGGCAUUGUGUACUCUGACUUGGAUAGGCUGUGUGAUGCAGUGAUGGGAUUUUUGAGUGGUGUGCUUGGUGCGGUGAAAGAUGAUGAAGCAGUUAAAACGUACGAUAAUAUGAUGAGUAAUAAGCUUGAAAAGGUACUAGAAGAGGUAAAUAAAAAAAUUGGCUCCGGGCGUGAAGGGCUUGCGGUGUCUGUCGCCGCGGUGAAGGAGUGGUUGGAGGGGUAUGGGAAUAAAGUAGAUGAAAAAACAAAUAAUGUCAUUACGAACUUAAAAACACUUAGAACUAACAUAAAUUUUAAUAUUAGUGAGCUUAGUAAAUUAGAUAAUUUUGAUAUAGCUUGGCCCGUGUGGAGGGACACUGUGAUCGGUAAGCUGAACGAAACGUUGCAGAAUGCCACGUUGGCUAUUGAGAAACUUGAUAAACCAUUGCAGGUUAAAAUCCGAAACGAGUUCGAUGAGAUUACGUUACGCAUUCAUGAAUUGGAUAGGGGUGCAAAGAGCGAUGAGAAGGAAAUUGAGAUGCUAGGAAGAAAUGUUGAAACGCAUCUUGAGGAGCUUUAUAGAGACGUGGAACAUAAGGCUUUUGAACUCGAAAGAAAGUGUAUUCUGGGUAUACAAAAAUCGUUUAAUGAGGAUAUUCAGGCGCCUAUAAAUAUCGUUAGUGCGACAUUGGAGGAGGUACGUAAAAAACUAAGUAGAUGGGGGGAAAAGGCGCAGUUAAUUGUAACGGCGGCAAGAUACAAGGCGGAGCAAAUAUUAACAAAAAUAGACAAGAAUAAACAUUCAAGCACGGAACAUCAAAACGUCGUGUCGGCUGCAAAUGCCUUGCACAAGAAAGCCGGUAUACUUCUGAAGGCCAUAGAGGAUACUAGGAAGAAGGCAGCAGACGAAGUUACCGGAGCUCUCUCGGAAGUCGUGAAAACAAACAAUGCUCUACGGUAUGAGUUGAAUGGAGUGAAAGAAAAAAUUAUGGAGAAAGUUAGAGAUUAUGUUAAUCGGCAGUUGAAGGGGGUUGACCAACUUGAUAAAUUGGAUAAGAAAGUGAAAGAGGGAUUGGUGUCGCUGCAAAGCCAUAUUUUAGGUGAUUUGAAUACUUAUUUUGAAGGUUUGGGGGAAACUAUCAUUACCGCUGCCACUUAUGCAACAGAUCCGUGGGGAUCGGUGCCCAGGAAAGGGCUUCAGGCACUGGGUGAUCAGCUCCGAGAUACUGGACUAGGCACGUUACCAGAUGUGCUCACUAAACUCGCCACUGAAAAAACGAAUUCUGCUACCAAACUUUUUUCUAGUACUAUAGAAAAUUUACUAAUGCAUAUUAAAGAAGCGUCGAACGGGCAAUUUUCAGGUGGUGGCACCCUUACUAAUCCCACAUUCAAGGAGCUCACAGAAGCCAUUACUAGCGGGUUAGAAGGAGCUAUUAAAACCGAGGUCGCUAAGCACAUUGGUGACGAUGAGCUUGCGAUUUCUCCAAAAAUUGGCACCACUCUCAUGAAGGAAUUUGACGGGGGCGACAAGAAAGUCAAAACGUUGCUUGAAAGCGGUAUAGAGGGUAUGGUUACGGGAAUUUUGGAAGAAAAGAUUGGAAAGGGUGAAGAUACGGAUGACGGUAAAGUCACCAUUACUAAAGCCAAUUUCAGCAGCUAUUACGAUUGCAUUAAACAAGAUGGAUUUACCGCCAAAACAAUUCUAUCCGGCAGUGCGAGUGAAGGAACAUUGCCAGAUAAGAUUGGCAAUAUUAAGAGAAUUGUGAUUGCGGCAUUAUCUGUUAAUGAAGGCACUAAACCCAUAGACAGCACUGCUCUCAAGUCAGCCCUUGCAGCGUUCAAUAGUAAGUUUGAAAUUUUCACCGAUACUAUAAAGAAAUGUGUUGUAAAUGAACAGAGUAUGCAUGAUAUAGAGAAGAAAGGCGUUAAGGGUUUGCUCACCGAUCUUAAGACCAUGCUAACGGAAGAUAGCGUUCAAAAUCUUAAUUAUGAUAUUCAGUACGGCUUGACUAAACUUCAGAAAGAUAUAGACGGUAUUCUCGGCACAAAUGGCCGGGUCAACUCUGCGAACCUUGGAAAAAUAAUUGCCGCAGGCACUGAAUUUCACGCGAAAAAAAUUGACAAGCAUCUCGCAGAUUGCUUCUCCGACAUUGCUGCAUUUCUUGAAACGCGAUGUGAUUCUAAAAUAAACUCAAUAAAACAUGAAGCUCUAUAUCGCCAUCGCGAUGCUACCAAACAGCAGUUGGAAAUUUUGAAUAGAGGUGUUAGGGACAGGGUUGACGAUAUCAAAAGUAUUAUUGACACUGAUGUAAAAACCGGCGUUAAAGGUCUCAUGAGAUGGAUGGGAGGAGAGUUGGAUGCGUCUGGAGCUAAAAGUUCAACAAAUAAGCUUGACGAUCUAAAAACCACUGUAAUGUCAUCGGACAAUAUUUACGAAAAAUUCAAAAAAUUAUCGGAAUCAUUUAGAUAUUACUUUGGUCUUAUCUACAGGCAUAUUAAAUAUGAAGUCAACGACCCAACCAAACAGCUAAGCAAAAUCAAAACCAACUUCGACAAAUUACUUAAUCAUUUAAGUGCCUCAAAUAGCACUAAAAAGUAUAAUUACGAUAAAACUUUCGCUGAUUUACUCUCCCACCUCUCCUCCUCCCUCGCCUCUCUCCAGCCCUCCGCCUUCGCCAACCCCCGGCACCCGGAGCUGCUCGAUGCGGUCAAAAAGGGGCUGCAGGGGUUUGUCACGGAGAUGGGGAGGGUGUAUGUGAACAAGUACGAGGGAGCUCAGGCAAUCAAUUGGAACGAAAAAGAAUCUUAUGACAACGUUAAUUUUGCGAAAAUAACGCUAACUAUAAUUGACCUCCUGGAGCGUGAUCUUGGUAAGCUGAAAGUAGAUUGCUCCGUAAAUACCAGGAUGCAAACUAAAAUUAUUUUGAAUAAUUUGCUUGGUAAGUGGUUCCAGAAUUGCGGUUUUAGAGUGUCGGCUGAUGAAAGUAGGCAGAUGAGUGAACUGCACCGGAAAAAAGGGACGUCGGACCUAAAAGCCAUACUUAUCGGCGGUUACAAACAACUUUACAACACCGACAAAAACAAGCCAGGCACGCUUCUGUAUCAUAUUCACAACUACAGCAGCGUAUGCCAUCUCGCUAUGCGUCCCAAACCGCAGCCCCCAACAACCAUCAACGCAAUGCUCCACUGGCUUGCCGGGCUGUAUUGGAAUCCAAUGUAUAGCAAAAUAGAGAGCCAUAUCCCACAAUGGUAUGAUGCGCUGACAGCGGGGUACAAUCUAAAGGACGGCAACUUAUCCGUUGCCGUUCCAUCCAGGGCCACCAUAAGUAAGAAAGGAACCAUAAACCAUACAUUUGUCGGACAACCGCUUAACACGGUAACUAACCGCCCGUAUCAGAUACUGGUUCGCAUCCUCGGCCAUGGCCAUGCGGGUGGCAGUUAUGCCUGUGAAUUGUUUACCAACCCGGACGAUCUAGACUAUCCAGGGAAUGCUGGUGCGUGCUUCGAUUUACUUGUAGAAGUAUUGUUUAGAGUUUAUCAACAAAUAUGA
This is a messenger RNA of Babesia bigemina, 4200 nucleotides long. RefSeq lists its product as hypothetical. The record is from RefSeq and is a predicted model, not a curated record. The coding region runs from base 1 to 4200 and encodes 1399 amino acids. Lineage: Eukaryota; Apicomplexa; Aconoidasida; Piroplasmida; Babesiidae. The transcript has 3 exons.